This is a messenger RNA of Halteromyces radiatus, 1011 nucleotides long. RefSeq lists its product as uncharacterized. The record is from RefSeq and is a predicted model, not a curated record. NCBI's taxonomy places the organism in Eukaryota, Fungi, Mucoromycota, Mucoromycetes, Mucorales, Cunninghamellaceae. The transcript is spliced from 5 exons. The coding region runs from base 7 to 816 and encodes 269 amino acids.
ACUACGAUGGAAAGUAAAUUGGAAAGCAAACUUAAUGAAAAAUAUGUCCGUGGUGUAUCUUUUGAUGCCAUGAACAAUGCCGAUCUUCGUCACUAUUCAUUUACCUUACGAGGAAAGACACCUGGUUACAAAAGAACAAGAAGAUCUCGCACUUUUAUGAUGGCAACAGAUUUAGCAAACUAUAGUGAAUAUGCUUUAAACUGGGCAAGUGAUGAAGUCAUGGACGAUGGUGAUGAAUUAAUUGUACUUCGAGUGGUUACAGUAGAUAUGAGUGAUAAACGAUCCAUUAUUCAAGCUCAAUUAGAAUAUGAAUCAAAGCAAGCUAGGGAAAAAGCGAACAAGGUGAUGGAACGAAUUAUGGAAAGUAGUGGACCUGAUUCAAAGAUUAGUGUCAUUAUUGAAUUCGUGAUUGGCAAAGUACAAGAAACCAUUCAAGAUAUGAUAUCCAUGUAUCAACCAUCCUUACUUAUUGUUGGUACUCGUGGACUUUCAGAAUUUCAAGGUAUGCUUUUAGGUAGUGUAUCAAAAUAUUGUCUUCAACAUUCUCCUAUUCCAGUAACUGUGGUACGACCUGUGGAAGAUAAGUCAAUAAAGAAACACAAGGCCAAGAAGAAUAGACUUAGUGCAAUGAUACGAUUAGGUGGUAGUCGUCCUGGAAGUGAAUCAGAUAGUGAUGAUGAAAAACAACAACAACAUGAAGAAAAACAACAUCCUGAACGACCUACUCUUGACAAAAGAUUUGGAAGACUUUCUUUUAUUGGAAGAUCUAGGUCUCCUUCUCCAUCACCUUCAAACAGUAAAUCCCGAUCGAAAUAGAUUAGAUUGUACAUUUUUUUAUAUAUUACUUUUUAUUUAUAUACAAACCUAUCUCUUAUUAUUUGAAUUUCUUUUUCUCUCUCUCUCUAUAUAUAUCUCUAAAAACUUUGUAUUUUAUUUUUCCUUAUCUUUUGUUGAAUACUAUCCUUUUGAAUACUAUCCUUUUGAAUAAAAUCAAUAUAUGAACUUAAAAAA